AUGGAUCAGGGAUUCGACAUGACGGCCAGCAUGCACGCGGACGUGCUUCGCAUGUGCAAGGGCGAUAAGGAGAAGGCCAGACAGAUGGUCUCGGGUCUGCAGGGCCAGAUGGAGGAGGAGAAGCGCAGGUCCCAGCAGCGGAAGAUUGAUGAGCUCUCCCCCAAUUUCCCCAGCAUCGAUCGCCAUGCCCUCGUAAAGAUUCUCAGCGACAACGACUGGGAUGUGGAGAAGGCCAUUCUGCCCUGCUUCGAGUUCCAGGAGAAGGAGAGGGAGGCCCAACGACAAAAGGAGCGCGAAGAGCAGAACAAGAAGAGGGAAGAGGAACGUCGUGCCAGGCAGGCCGAGGCGCGCCAGCAAGCGAAGACCUUCCUGGUGCAGCUGUUCUCGAACGUGCCCGAGGACAAGAUCCAGGCCAUGCUCGAGGAGAACGAGGGUGACGUCGACCUCACCACCGACCAACUCAUCAGCAUGAAGGCCGAGGAAGAGGAGAAGCAGGAGCAGUUGCAGAAGAGGCGCAAGGAGGAGGAAGAGCAACUCAAGCGACAGGCCGAACUCGAGAAGCAGCUCAAGAUCGACACCCUUGUGCAAAGGUUCGGGGACUACUGCAACCCGAACGAGAUCGUGAACAUCCUCUCCAAGCACAACUGGGACGUCAAGGUCGCAAGCAAUGACGUGUUGCGACUUGUCGAGGAGCGUAAGCUCGAGCAGCUCAAGCGCGUCCACACGACUCUGGACGAAGUGGUCAUCAGGGAGGCGCUCUACAAGAACGACUGGAACCUGAUCGACACGAUGAAGCAGCUGCGCCUCAUGGCGGCCGAGCAAAAGGCCCAGCAGGCGCAGAAGGAGGAGGAGGAGCGCCGCAGGAAGGCGCAGGAGGAACUGGAGAAGGCCAAACAAACCGCCGAGGAGGAGGCCAAGGCUCGCGCCGAGGCCAAGGCACGCGAGGAAGCCAAAGCCGCCGCCGCGGAGGAGAAGAAGAAGGCUGCCGACAAAGCGGCUAAGGAGGCCGCAGACAACAUGUUCCUCGAGCGCUCGGUCAUCAUCGGCAAGGAACUGGACGAAAUCAUCCAGGCUCAGCGCAAGAUUGCCGAGCACGAGGCCGACCCGCUGACGCACAUCAAGCAGCAGCUCGAGGAGAAGCUCAAGUUCGGCCCCGAGAACCUGCCCGGCAUUCCCGGCAUGGUCCCGCCCACUCGCAAGGUGAUCGACGAGCUCCUCGGCAAGGAGAGCCCCGUUCCCGUCACGCCCGAGAAGCCCGAGCAGGAAGACCUGCCCGAGAAGGUCAAGGUCCUCCCCACCGGCAUGGAGUUCACCGAAGUGGACACGACCGCCGUAGAUUCGAAGACGACCCUCAAGGCCUCGCCCGAGUCGCUCGAUAUCAGGCACCCCAUCACCGUCGAGUGGGAGAUGGAGACUGCGCCCUCGAGCUCGGAUUGGAUUGGUCUCUACAAGGUGGGCAGCGAUAACGGCAGCUACGCCAUCUACAACUGGAUCAGCCCGGUGGCCCAGAAGGGCGCCAUGACCUUCACGCCCACCGAGUUUGGCGAGUACGAGCUCCGCUACUUCGCCUCGAGCUCCUCGUUCUUCUCGCGCCAGUACUCUGUCAAGGCCGUCUCCAACCCUAUCCGAGUCGGACCUCAGCUCAAGCUGGUCCCCUCGUGGGACGCCGCGACUAACAUGCUGUCGGUCAAGUUCGAGCAGAAGUCGGGCAACCAGUACCUCAACGCCUGGGUGGGCCUCUACGCCAAGACCGAGAAGGACAACAGCCAGUACCGCGCCUUUGACUGGCUCUCGAACGCGGUCGACCACACGCUUAAGUUCGCCUGCCCCAAGGCCGGCGAGUGGGAGUUCCGCUUCUUCCCGCAGCGGUCCUACGUCGACGUCGCGCGCGAGAGCGUAACCGUCGGCGGCACCGAUCGCGUCGAGCUGUCGCUCGUGGAUGGUCAGAUGAUCGUCAAGACCGAGCUCACCACCGUCGAUCCCGCCUACGACAACGUGUGGGUUGGCAUCUACAAGACUGAUGAGACCAACAACAGGCAGUACAGGAAGUACAAGUAUGUGAGCCAGGCCACGGGCACGAUCACGUUCCGGGCGUGUACGACGCCGUCGACCUACGAGGCGCGCAUCUUUGCCAACAAGGGCCUCGAGGUCGUGAGCAGGAGCAACACCAUCGUCGUCCCGCCCAAGCAGCAGUAA
Molecule: messenger RNA, 2196 nt
Organism: Acanthamoeba castellanii str. Neff
Lineage: Eukaryota; Discosea; Longamoebia; Acanthamoebidae
Product: CUE domain containing protein
Exons: 8
Coding region: 1-2196 (731 amino acids)
Molecular function (GO): ubiquitin binding
Source: RefSeq, a predicted model, not a curated record